AUGGCAACUCCAAAAUUCAUCACAUGGUCACCACACCCUGAUCGCAACCAAUUCUUGGUUGGUGGUGCCGAACUAAAGCUGUAUGAAUGGAUACCAGAGACGGAUGAUCAACCUGCAAAGACACACUUUAUCUCCAGUGUCCCUAGUGAGACUCUUAUGAUGUGUGCAGAUUGGUCUCCUGAUCCCAACUGUCCAGACAUGAUCGCUGUUGGCUUAACCACCGGAAAAACUGUGUUGGUUAGCAUGCAAGACAAUGUCCAUCCAGAAACCUAUCCUGCCUCUGAGGGUGCACACACGCCAACAAAUGCAUUUAGACCGAUUACAAACAAUAACAACCACCAAAGUGCCCAAGAGUAUCCUACAUUGAGUGCAAAGAUGUCCAGACCAUGCAAUGUCGUAUCGUUUUCUAAAUCGCAUCCAAAUUUGCUGGCAACCGGACUUGAAAAGGCACGAAACUUUCCCUGUCUGCUUGUCUGGGAUGCAUCCCAAGCUAUGGACAGCUACAGUAGCACACCCACCGGUACCCAGACACCUACUGCACAAUACUUUCCGCGACAACGCCCUGUAGAUAUUCGUAGUGCGACAACAUCGAGCUGGAGACCAGAACUUUCUCACAAUCGAAAUAGUGAUUCUAUUAUUCAGGAUUCAAUAUUUGACAAGUCAAAAAUUACAGCAACUGUCAACCCAGAUCAAGGCAUACCGAUUAAAGGAUCAACAAGUAAUCGAGAACAAACGCCCAUUCAACAAUACGGUCCUGCAGAAAAUACUGUUUCAUGUACAUGGUCUGUGCAUUCUCACUCACCACUCUUAAUUGCUGGAAUGGGUUCCAGGUACCUUCGAGUAUAUGAUAUUAGAGUGGACUCGGGCGCAAAUCCCUUGCAAUUUUCCACAAAAGCGGUACACGGGACUAUCGUGGAUCCUUUUAAUCCUUAUCGUAUUGCUUCCCAUACUGAAGAAGGAGUUGUCAAGAUUUGGGACAUAAGAAAGACCACCGACUCUAUAUCCUUUUAUAUCUGUUUCUCUCCUUCGCGACAGGGAUCCCUUGCCAUACUAUCCAAAGACUCUAGCACUGUUCAGCUUUGGGACAUUCAAGAAACAAGCUCCCUCCAAUCUGUGAUCUCUUCGGAUGUUCGCUCCAGUCCAAUCCAGACUGCAUUUGAUGCUUCUGGAAUGUCUGCAUCUCGGUCAAGUAGAUUAGGCAGCCAGACUCCACGUGGUAUCCGAAGUCUUGUUUCUCAAAAAGACGACACCAUCAGUACACCUGUAUUGUGGAAAAGUCGAAGAACAAAUACAUCUUCCAGACCUCUUUCAUCAUUUACUUUUAUUCCUCCAAGUGUUCCUGGAAUGCCAUCCUCUACAUCUCAAAGAAUUUUGGCCAUGAACAGAGAAGGUCACCUUGAGACAAUUCGUUUACAAGAGGCAGCUGAGAUGACAUGGAAACCAACUGGUGGGAUGAUGAUAUCCAAAGGAAACGAUUUGUUAGCGUACGAUGCAACUUUACCGUCUGUAGAAGAGACAACGCAACAAAUGUCAAAAUUAAGAUUACAUGGUUUUGGUGAACUUCACAAUGAACGAAUGCACAUGAGAUCAGGACCAAUGAUGGAACAGGCUAUAGGAGAAGAAUUGCACAUGAGAAAGGUUCUUUCCAAGGACAUUUCUGUAGUGAUGAGAAAAAGAGUUGGCUUGGGUUAUUCCAUGGAUUGCGCAAAGAACAGUGAGAUCAUAAAGACUGACGACACUCUACAUGAACUCUGGACCUGGCUCGAUAGGGCUGAGAGAAUGUCCAAGGGUACAGCACAGAUUGGAAAUAUCGAUUAUAGCUUCCAAGGUGUUUAUGGAAUUUGGAUGGGACCAGGCUCUCAGGGACGCAAGGCGUCUCCGGCAUCAACUCCUCGACUAGGAAAUUCACAAAUGCAAGCUCGCCAACCUCCACAAAAACAAAAUCGGGGAAUGGCACCCGAAAAUGAUACCCAGGCUAAUUCGGGGGCAGUUCCAGAUGAGAAUGACCUUGGAAUGGUUUCUACAGCAAAACUUGCUCAAAGAAGACUUGCUUUAAAAGUGUGUGGGUUUGGGUUCAAUCCGGCUGAAUUAGAAAGCCAGUUGGUGAGACUUGAAUCUCGUGGUGAAUAUGACAAGGCAGCUGGGUGGGCACUUUUCCAUGGUAUUCCUGAAAGAGCUAUCCGUGCUCUACGAAGUGAAAGAGGCCUUGAAAGAGAUGAAACAGACCAGCAACGUAAACUUAUUUCUGCUGUCUUGGCUGGAUAUCAACCCAAUGCUUCCAAUAUUAACCCUACAUGGCGAGAACUGUGCGAAUCUUUGAGCAGAGACAUGCUAGAUCGCCCUUACUUGCGAGCCAUCUUUGCAUACAUUGCUUCAAACGACUGGUUCAAAGUGCUUGAUGAUCCUGGGUUACCACUUCGAGAGCGUAUGGCAAUUGCCCUGAGAGUAUUAAAUGAUGACCAGAUGACUUUGUAUUUGAAUCGUAGUGUCGAGCAGUUAGUUCAAGAUGGUGAUGUGGAAGGUGUGGUUGUUACCGGACUUACGAGCCGAGGUGUGGAUCUACUUGAACAAGCUUUGGAUCAUUAUGGUGAUGUUCAGACUGCAAGUCUUGUGAUGAGUUUUGUGGUCCCUCGUAGGUUUAAAGACAAGAGAGUUGAAGAUUGGGUGGAAAGUUACCGAACAUUGCUGGAUCGAUGGCAGUUGUGGCACCCCCGCGCAAGGUUUGAUAUUGAACGUGGAAAGUACAUGAAUUCAAGUGAGAUUGCGCCUCCUCAAAUAUAUGUCCGCUGUACAUUCUGUGCCCAGUCGUUGGGGCACAGUCUACUAAUCCAGAAUGUCCGGAACCGGGAAGGAAAACGUAUGAAUGUUCAGACAAAUGUAUCUCCUGCGUCUGGUGGACGUAUUUCUGGAAAACAAAAGUCUACAGUAUGCCCCAGUUGCCGUAAAUUACUCCCUCGAUGUGCUUUGUGCCUGCUCCAUAUGGGCACUCCUAUUGAUUCUUUACGCCAAGCGAUUGCAGCAAAUGAUGUUCACAAAGUUGAUCCGGCUGGAUUUGAUCUCUGGUUCACAUGGUGUCAGACCUGUCGGCACGGAGGACAUGCGGUACAUAUGGAAGACUGGUUCCAAAAACACUCUACAUGUCCAGUGAGUAAUUGCAUAUGUCAAUGUAAACUUGAACCCUAGAUUAUUCCACGUAUAUUUACACAUAUAUACAUUCACAUACUCACAUACUCACAUACUUGUACUAUCUCAUAUCUAAAAUCAUACACACAUUACAUAUAUAUAAUGUGGGCGUGUAUAAUGAGUGUAGUGUGUGAAUGUAUAUAAAGUAUGUGUAUGUUGUUACUGCUGUUUUUGCUGGUCAUUAUAUUUUUAUAUCUUUAUUUCUUUAUUUUCUAUUUCACUUGAUUCUUAUACUACCAAUUAUGUAUCUUGUAAAAAAAAAUUACCCCAAGAAAAUCUUGUAUAUUUUUUAUUUUUACUUUAUAUAAGUAUUUACACAUG
Messenger RNA from Phycomyces blakesleeanus NRRL 1555(-), 3504 nucleotides. RefSeq lists its product as hypothetical. The record is from RefSeq and is a predicted model, not a curated record. Bases 1 to 3183 code for a protein of 1060 amino acids. Gene Ontology annotation, molecular function: protein binding. The transcript has 18 exons. Gene Ontology annotation, cellular component: cytoplasm. Gene Ontology annotation, biological process: positive regulation of TORC1 signaling. Lineage: Eukaryota; Fungi; Mucoromycota; Mucoromycetes; Mucorales; Phycomycetaceae.